AUGGUCUCUUCUUCUGUUUGUACUGAUCAAGUAAAGAAUGAUGUUUUCCUUAGUUUUAGAGGUAAGGACACCCGCAACAAUUUUACCAGCCAUUUCCAUGCAGCUUUGUGUCGGGGAGGUAUUAAUGUUUUCAUUGAUAGCAAACUCCAUAGAGGGGAUGAAAUUUUAUCUCUAAUGGACAUAAUCCAAGGAUCGAACAUUUCAGUUAUCAUUUUUUCAAAGGAUUAUGCUUCUUCCAGAUGGUGUCUUGAGGAACUUUCAAAGAUCCUUGAAUGCAAGAACAAAUACGGCCAAAUUGUGGUACCAAUUUUUUAUCACGAAGAUCCUUCAGAUGUAAGGGAUCAGGCUGGGAUUUUUGGGGAAGCUUUUACUGCGCAUAGAAAACACUUUAAAGUUCAGAUGCAAAGGUGGAGGAAUGCUUUGAAGGAAACAACCAAUCUAUCCGGUUGGCAUUUAGAUGGAACUAAGUAA
Molecule: messenger RNA, 471 nt
Organism: Pistacia vera
Lineage: Eukaryota; Viridiplantae; Streptophyta; Magnoliopsida; Sapindales; Anacardiaceae
Product: TMV resistance protein N-like
Exons: 1
Coding region: 1-471 (156 amino acids)
Biological process (GO): signal transduction
Source: RefSeq, a predicted model, not a curated record